GAAGCGUUUGUCCCGGUGGCCCUGCCGCCGACACGCGUGUGGCCCGUCAACGAGUGGCUUCACGACGGCGAACCGUAGGAGCACGGUCAUGCGGCGGUGCAAGUGCGGAGCGUCCUGAGCUGUUAGUAGGAGUUUGUGCUGACUCGGGCGUUACGCGGAGGCCCCUCGGAGCCAUCUCAGCUAGCGGCUCAGCUAGCGGCUAAGCUAGCAGACCGGACCGAGGUACGGGAGGCACCGCGGAGCGAUCCCGACGCAGCGAUGGCCGAUGCGUUCAGCAGCAGCUCGGAGUCGGCAAUCCAGCGCGGGGUGGACGUCGCGGUGGGGGGACACAGUCCUCCAGAAAAGCUCGAAGAGUUGUACCAGAUCCAGAGGACCUGCGACUUUAUCCGGCAGCACCAAUUUCGAAAGGUAGCUCUGCAGUUUCCUGACGAGCUGCUGGUGGAUUCCGUUGCAGUAUCAGUGGAGAUCGAGACACAGAGUAGCGCCAGGCCCUUCAUCUUAGGAGACACAUCCUAUGGCAGCUGCUGUGUGGACGAGGUAGCGGCAGAACACGUGGGAGCAGACUGCAUCGUGCACUAUGGCAGAGCUUGCCUCAGCCCCUCUAAGAGACUGCCCUUGAUGUACGUGUUUGAGAGAAGACCGGUGGACGUGGAGAGGUGUGCCUCCGCCUUCAGAGAGCUCUACCCUGACACACAGAGCCACAUCAUCAUCCUCUACGACGUUAACUAUGAUCACGCUUUAAACGAUCUUCUGACGCUUCUGUCUCCGGAGUAUCCGAACCUCGUUGCCUCUGAGCUUGUCGUCGAAGGGGAGCGGUGUCACAGUCACGGCCGGAUGAAAAGACAACAGAGUGACACCUGCCUGUCAGGACGAGACAGCAACCGGGUUAUUUGUCAGUUUGGGAGGGAGUUCUCCUUGAAAAGUGGCUCAAGCCUAACGGAUUACAGUAUGUUCUACAUCGGCCAGGAGGGCGCAGCCCUGCGAAACUUCAUGAUGACUUGGAACCGCUGCUCAUUUUGCUCUUUCGACCCCAUAACAAUGAUCGGGAGGACCGAGUCAGUGAGCAUUAACCGCGCACUGAUGAAGCGAUAUUACGCUAUAGAAAGGGCCAAAGAUGCCAGCGUGGUUGGCAUCCUGGUCGGCACGCUGGGGGUGGCCGACUACCUCACCGUCAUCCAGCAGCUGAAGGAGACCAUCCGCAGAGCUGGCAAGAAGAGCUACAUGUUCGCCAUGGGGAAACUGAACGUGCCCAAACUUGCAAACUUUCUUGAAAUUGACAUUUUUGUGUUAAUUGCAUGUCCUGAGAACUCGCUGUUGGACUCAAGUGAGUUCUACAAACCUGUGGUGACGCCAUUUGAGAUGGAGGUGGCCUGCAACAAGAACAGGGAGUGGUCACACGAGUAUGUCACAGACUUUCGACAUCUCCUCCCAGGUGGACAGAGUCAUGUGCCUUUGGCUGAUGAGGAGGAGGAGGGCGACGAGACUGACGUGUCUUUAAUCACUGGAGCUCUGCGAAGCCACAAUCUGUUGAGCAGUGAGCCUGCACUGUCCCCGUAUGGCUCUUCUGUGGUGCUCAGGAACCAGAUGCUGACCGUGGCCAACACAAACCCAGCUGCAUCUUUUCUGGCAGAACGAAGCUGGCGUGGCUUAGAGCGGAAGUUGGGCGAGACACCUGUGGUGAAGGCAGUAGAGGGCAGGAGAGGCAUAGCUAUUGCCUAUGAAGAGGAAGGAACGUCUUCGUGAUCAUUUACCAGUGAUCCACAUGGUCUUAGCAGAUUAUUUAAUCAUGGCUUCCUGCAGCUACAAAUGUACAGUUACUUGUAAUUACAGGAAGCUGUAAGUAAUUAAAUGUUUUCAUAAACCAA
Molecule: messenger RNA, 1865 nt
Organism: Xiphias gladius (swordfish)
Lineage: Eukaryota; Metazoa; Chordata; Actinopteri; Istiophoriformes; Xiphiidae
Gene: dph2
Product: diphthamide biosynthesis 2
Exons: 7
Coding region: 259-1743 (494 amino acids)
Biological process (GO): protein histidyl modification to diphthamide
Molecular function (GO): 2-(3-amino-3-carboxypropyl)histidine synthase activity
Source: RefSeq, a predicted model, not a curated record